AAACGUGGGAUUCGCGAAAAAUGUGAUGUUUUGAUCUGAGCAGUCUGGAAUUUACACAUCAUAUAAUUUGUUCUGUAAUUAUCUAGUGGAUUUUGUUUCUUUUGAAUUUUAUUACCAUGAUGCCAGGGGACAACCAAUCCAAAAUGGUGGCAAUCGCAGCGGAUGCAACGGUUGGAAACUGUCAAAACUGCUCUGUCCUGCACCAGAGCCUUAACGAGUAUGUAUCGUCCUUUCUGGCACUGAAACAAAAGAUCACCAUCACCGAUGAUACCUUGAGACUUCAACAACAAAUCAAGGAACUGCAAGGUAGACUGGCAUCUCUUGAAAAAAAGACUGCAGAUUAUGAAUCCCUUCAAGUUGAGUUGCAAGAGAAAAGGGAUGCCUUGAAAGUUUAUGAACAGAUGCCUGAAGAGAUGGAAAAAGUUAAACAGGAAAAUGCAGAGAUUAACUCAGAGAAUGAGAAGCUUAAGAGUGAAAUAAAAAACGUUAAGGAAUUUAUAGAAGCAAGGACUCUUGAAAAUGCUCAACUCAGGCGGGAAAAGGCUGAAGUUGAAAACAGUUUGCUAAAUACACAGGCAUCAUUGAAGAAAGUCCAAGUUCAAGCAGAUAAAGUUGAACAACUAAUAAAAGACAAUGCUGAGACCAUGAGCGUUAAAGAAAACCUUGAAAUAAAAGUGAAACAACUUGAAGAUUCUGUUUUCAAACAAAAUAACUGUAUAAGCCAACUAUCACAAGACAAACGUCUGCUUGAGCAAAAUAUUAAUGAUUUACAGAAAAGAAUAUUAAAGCUUGAAAGAGAAAGGAGUAAAGAAUAUAAGAACUCAUACACUCAAGCAAAUGUGCCAGAGGAGCCUAAAGUUGACAAAGAAAAAUUCCGUGUACUUCUAAACAAUUUGUGGGCCUGUGUGGAACCAGGUCAAAACUUGGACAUCACUGGGUCUCUAUGCAGACGUUUGCCCUCUUCUCCACAACACAAUAAACCAUUUAGUCAAUCAAGCUGCCCCACUCACUCUCUUAAAAAACAAGUCAUCCCCUCUCCUGACAAAGCCAAAUACACAAAGUUAAAAACAUCUCCUUACUUACACAGAGUAAGUGAUCGACAAGAAUGUCCACCAUGCACAAAUACCAGGCCGCAGACAUCAAAAACACAAGAGAGGUCACCAAGAAAACAAAAAUCUGAAGAGUUGCCUGUGAACAGCAGUAUAUCAUUAGAAGAGAUAAUGGAAUUAUUUAAACCUUUGUUUCCUUGUUUAUCUCCAAUACCAGAUAUGGAUACAUCAGUGGAGCCUAUGGAUGUGACCGAUGGAAAGGAUUUAGAUGACUCUAAACCAUCAGUUCCACUUAAGCAAGAGUUUCCCUUUCCAGAUUCACCAACGUCAUCAAUUAACAAAUGCCCUAUUCUAGAGGAAACAUUUGAAGAUGUGGAAUUACCUCUGGUCGAUGAAUUAUCCGAGGUCGAUGCAUUAUCCGAGGUUGAUGAAUUAUCCGAGGUCGAUGAAUUAUUCGAGGUCGAUGCAGUCGAAGCACAAGAAAAUGAAGCCGCAAGCAACACUGAAGAAAUGUUGCAGCAGAGUAAAGCCACUGUAACAGGAUCAGCCACCCUUUCCUCUCCCAAUCCAUAUUCUUUUAAUGUUGGAGUUGAGAACAAUAUUUCAGAUAAGGACAUGCCAGUAAGCAACAGUGACUCAGAGAAAACAAUAAUCUCUGAACACGCUGAGUUGGAAGACAUGCUGGAUACUUCAGAUAUGACUUCUUUUGAUAAUGAAGAAAAAACUUUGAAAGAAGACACUUUGCCAGUCCCUGAAGAAUGCUCAGAUGGACCACUAGGCAAUUCCACUGAGUGCAAUUCUUCUAGUCAAGAUUUGGAGACAGAAACUGAUAUUAAUGUCACUGCCACAGCAGACAGUGUUUCAAAUAUAAAUGUAGAAGUGGAGAAUGAAGACACAUCUACAUGUUUAAAUAACGAGGACCACUUCCCAGCAUCUGGUGAUGCUAAGCUGCCACAAGAUAACUCUGGUGCAGGACCUCAGGAUAAUGUUGAAAAUAAUGGAUCAAACAAAGACAAAGCAGAAGAUCUCUGUUUAGAGGAAGGAACAGUGGAUCAAACAGUUUCUCAAAUAGAAACUGAUACAUCUACAAAUCUUCAAGAACCUCAUAAUGUCACCACUCUUACUCCUCUCACUUCAAAUGAUGACCCAAAAUCAGAGAGCCACGAAGAAACAGGUGAUCAAAGCUGUUCUGUUGUGAAAGAAAAUAACACUAUAAAUUCGGAAUGUUUGAAAACCUCAUGUAGUCUUUGUGAGCAGCUCGCACCCUCAUGUUUUGCACCCGCCUCAAAACUGCAGAAGGUCAAAAACAAACCUAAAACCAUAAAAGCUGAUGUCAGUACAAUUUGCAAUGUAGAAACCCCAUCAAUCCCUAAUAAAGAUGGACAUGAAAAAAAUGGUUCUGCCAAAAAUGAACAUAAAUCAUUAACCAAAAUUCAAGCUACAGAUGUUAUCAGUAAAGAAAUACCUCAGAAUGUAGCAGCACAAUCUCUACCACCUCCAGCAUUUAUUGGCCAAGUUCUUACUGAAAUGGGCCCUCCGCUACCUCCUGUCCUGACCCCUGUUACCACACCUCCCAAGACAAGUAAACAACCAAGAAAUGCCAUAGGGAAAUUGUCUUUCCCUUCACCCAUGGACACUUCUAACUCCAGCUCUAACACUCCAGUUGAAGCUUGCAUUACUCCUGAUGGGCAAACAUGUGUUAACAGUCCACUUCGCCAAAAUGUCCCCUCAUCCCCUCUUCAGUUUGGUUCAGCCACACCAAAACAUGCUGUUCCUGUUCCAGGUCGUCUGCCAUCAGCCGCAGUGAGCUCCUCCCCCUCUGCUUCCUGUAGUCCAUCUCAGGAUAACUCCAUGAGGAUUCUUGAUACAAUGUACCCAGAGAUGUCUGCACGAGCACGAACUUUAAGUAUACUGAAAGGCAAUGUCAAUCUAAAUCUUUGCUCACCAGACAGUGGGACAUUACCAAUACCAGCAGAAAAUCACUCAAGCUUUAAAACCAUAAACUCUUCAUCAACAGCCUUCACCAAAACUGAGAGCAGAGGGGCGAAAAGGGCUUUGAAUUUACCACAUCUUAAAAACAAAAUUCUUCGACUAGAUAGCCCUGUAACAACUCUUUGUUCUAAACAGCUGCCCUCAAAUAAUGACAAAGUCACAUUGUUAGAACAGGAUAAGCAUGAAACAUCCAGUGAAGAAGGGACUUCACCUCCACAGACAAAGGCUUUGUUACAGAAACUUGAAAACCAGUGUUUUGAUCUGCUGCCUGUGGUUCAAAGCCACUUAUUUGUUGGAAAUCUGCCUAAGAAACCAGUUCUAAGAGAUCAAGAGAAAGAAGUCAUAUCUGUGAUAUGUACCAGCAAUACGCCCCCAGCAGAUAUUAUGAUGCCAGCCAUUGAGCAGGAAAUAAAAAUGAUGCACAGAAAUCCACAGCUCAACACGAAUCACCUUCAAGCCUUAUGCAGAGUUUACAUCGGCAUUUGUCGCCAGAGUAAAGACUGGGAAAGGGCCCAAAUCUUCGCUUACAAUAUUCUCUUUGCAGACUAUCCAGAUGCAGCCAAAAUGAUUUUAUUCAUGGUUUCCACGUGGCCCAGUGUUUUCUCAUACAAUAGUUUGUUGUGUCAGGCAAUACAUGCAGUCACCAAAUUUAAAACACCCAAUGCGCUUCUGAAAUGCAUGUCUGCCUAUCUUGGCUGGGAUAAGAAACCUCCAUGUGACAUUGACACAGUAAUUUCACAAACUCUGUCUGAGAUCCGGUCUGGAUCAAUGCUGUCAUUUGUAGAACAUGAUAGAUAUGGCAUUGACCUGGGGCCGGAUGCUUGGCAACACAUUUUUACUGUUCAGCUCCUGUGUACAAACAAAGAUUGGAAAUGGACUUAUGAAAAUGUUUUGAGUAAAGAGUUGUGGCCCCUGAUGAACAAUUGGGUGACGCAGUCCAGAAACCAGCAAAUGCCCAUUUCUGACAUUACAGUUGCCACUGUCCUUAGACUCAUUGGACGACUUGGUCAGAUUGGAAUCAAACAGAAAUGUGUUUCUUCUGUGAUGACUGUUGCUAACGUCAUCAACACGUUUGGAAGGCAUGGGAAGUCUGAAGGUGUUCCUUGGGAGGUUCAGUUAGCUGCAGUCUACUGCAUUUAUGACUUGUCUCCUUGCAAUCCCAAACAUGCCCUUGAAGCCCUCGCUGGGUGGAGAGAACAAAUAUCUCAGAGAGUUCCUCCUGGAAUCACCAGCUGCAUUAACCAAAUGGCUUCAGUGUGUCGACAGGUCAAAUCUUGAUAUCUACAGAUGUAUACCUGCACUGGUGAAACACUAACAUCCAAACAGUUACAUUGAGUCUUGUAUAAAAUUAUUAUUAUUGCACUUUUUUUUUAUUUGUGCACCACAUUUUUAGAUUGUAAAGUAAUUUUAUCAGUCAAUUUACUUGAAUAUUUCUAGUUUAAACUUUGUAUAUAUAACUUGGAUGUGUAAAUAGGCUACGUAUAAUUGUUUUGUAAAGAUUAAAAAAGACGUCAAAGAAAAAUGUAAAAUUCAAGAAAUCGUUUAUUAAAGGUGUAUUUUCUGAAACAUCAA
Messenger RNA from Boleophthalmus pectinirostris (great blue-spotted mudskipper), 4613 nucleotides. RefSeq names its product KIAA0947-like (H. sapiens) (gene ice1). The transcript is spliced from 20 exons. NCBI's taxonomy places the organism in Eukaryota, Metazoa, Chordata, Actinopteri, Gobiiformes, Gobiidae. The record is from RefSeq and is a predicted model, not a curated record. Bases 117 to 4319 code for a protein of 1400 amino acids.